Molecule: messenger RNA, 4038 nt
Organism: Monodelphis domestica (gray short-tailed opossum)
Lineage: Eukaryota; Metazoa; Chordata; Mammalia; Didelphimorphia; Didelphidae
Gene: ESRP1
Product: epithelial splicing regulatory protein 1
Molecular function (GO): RNA binding
Source: RefSeq, a predicted model, not a curated record
AACAGAAAAACCUUCAGCCAUUGCGCGCGCGCCUCCCAGGGGUGCAGCCCUUCACUUUGCUUUUUGCAUAGACGCACGGGCAAUUAAAUACAAAAAGGGCCAAGCCUCAGAAGCUUUCCUUCCCCCACCCCCCCUCCCUCCUGCCCUUGGUGUGUAGCACGGCCAGGUGUGGGGUAGAGUGGUUGCACUGCCUUUUGCACCAGUGGCGGCGAGGAGGGGGGUGGGUUUUCUUACUUUUUUUCUCUUUGUAAAAGAGAUUGGCAUCGGUUUUUCUUUUCGCUACUCCCUCGCCGCCUCUUCACUUCCCAGCCCCCCUUUCCCCCCUCCCCACUUAUCGUCAUGACGGCGUCUCCUGAUUACUUGGUGGUGCUUUUUGGGAUCACUGCCGGGGCCACGGGAGCCAAACUGGGUUCGGAUGAGAAGGAGCUGAUCCUGCUACUGUGGAAAGUGGUGGAUCUGGCCAACAAGAAGGUGGGACAGUUGCAUGAAGUACUAGUUAAACCGGACCACUUGGAAUUGACGGAGGACUGCAAAGAAGAAACCAAGAUCGACGCCGAAAACCUGUCCUCAGCCCCGCAGCUGGAGCAAGCCCUCAGACAGUUCAAUCAGUCUGUGAGCAACGAACUGAAUAUCGGGGUGGGGACUUCCUUCUGUCUCUGUACUGAUGGCCAGCUUCAUGUCCGGCAAAUCUUGCACCCUGAAGCUUCCAAAAAGAAUGUAUUAUUGCCUGAAUGCUUCUACUCCUUUUUUGAUCUCCGGAAAGAAUUCAAGAAGUGUUGUCCUGGUUCACCUGAUAUUGACAAAUUGGAUGUUGCAGCAAUGACAGAUUGUUUGCAUCUUGACAAAAGUGUUCCAACCUCCAGAUAUGGAGCCUCUGAAGUGGAAGAUAUGGGGAAUGUUAUUCUAACAAUGAUUUCAGAACCAUACAAUCACAGGUUUUCAGAUCCAGAGAGAGUGAAUUACAAAUUUGAAAGUGGAACUUGCAGCAAGAUGGAACUGGUUGAUGAUAACACUAUAGUCAGGGCAAGAGGCUUACCAUGGCAGUCCUCGGACCAAGAUAUUGCAAGAUUCUUCAAAGGCCUUAACAUUGCCAAAGGAGGUGCUGCACUUUGUUUGAAUGCCCAGGGUCGGAGAAAUGGAGAAGCACUGGUCAGGUUUGUCAGUGAAGAGCACAGAGACCUUGCACUGCAGAGGCACAAACACCACAUGGGAAAUAGGUACAUUGAGGUUUACAAAGCAACGGGUGAAGAUUUCCUUAAAAUUGCAGGUGGUACUUCCAAUGAAGUAGCCCAGUUUCUGUCCAAAGAAAAUCAGGUCAUUGUCAGAAUGAGAGGACUCCCUUUCACUGCCACAGCAGAAGAAGUAUUGGCUUUCUUUGGACAGCAUUGCCCUAUCACAGGGGGGAAGGAAGGCAUCCUUUUUGUCACAUAUCCUGAUGGGAGGCCAACCGGGGAUGCUUUUGUCCUAUUUGCUUGUGAGGAAUAUGCACAGAAUGCGCUGAGGAAGCACAAAGAUUUGCUGGGUAAAAGAUACAUUGAACUCUUUAGGAGCACUGCAGCUGAGGUUCAGCAGGUGCUGAAUCGGUUUUCCUCUACACCUCUCAUUCCACUCCCAACUCCCCCUAUCAUUCCUGUACUACCUCAGCAAUUUGUGACCCCUACCAAUGUCAGAGACUGCAUCCGUCUACGAGGGCUUCCUUAUGCCGCCACUAUUGAGGACAUAUUGGAAUUUCUGGGAGAAUUUUCCACAGCUAUUCAAACCCAUGGAGUUCAUAUGGUAUUAAAUCACCAGGGUCGCCCAUCAGGAGAUGCUUUUAUCCAGAUGAAAUCUGCAGACAGAGCAUUUAUGGCUGCACAAAAGUGUCAUAAAAAGACUAUGAAGGACAGAUAUGUGGAAGUCUUUCAGUGUUCAGCUGAGGAGAUGAACUUUGUGUUAAUGGGGGGCACUUUAAAUCGAAAUGGCUUAUCCCCACCGCCAUGUAAGUUACCAUGUCUGUCUCCUCCCUCCUACACGUUUCCAGCCCCUGCUGCUGUGAUCCCAACUGAAGCUGCCCUUUAUCAGCCUUCUGUUCUUCUUAGUCCCCGGACAUUGCAGCCCUCCACAGCCUACUAUCCUGCUGGUGCACAGCUUUUCAUGAACUACACGGCGUACUAUCCCAGCCCCUCAGGUUCAUCUAAUAGUAUUGGCUACUUCCCUACAGCUGGUAACGCUAGCAGUAUCCCUCCACAGCAUGGCACCGUGGUCAGAAUGCAGGGCCUGGCCUACAAUACUGGAGUUAAGGAAAUUCUUAACUUCUUCCAAGGUUACCAGUAUGCAGCAGAGGAUGGACUUGUACACACAAAUGACCAGGCAAGGACACUGCCCAAAGAAUGGGUUUGUAUUUAAGGGCCCCAGCAGUUAGACCAUCCUCAGAAAAGAAGUGUUUGAGAGACUAAGGUGGACCUGAAACCCUCAGAAACCAGAGAACUACUGGAAACUUCAGAGAGAGUUUUACAUUCAGGCUGCAGUAUUCUCAGCAACACAAUUUGACAGGGACUAGGGUCCUACAUUUGGGGGAGUGAAAACUUGAGCCAAUAAAGCCAAAUCUUAUCGUUGCUAUUGCCUUUGCAAGCUGCAUAUAGUAGCACUCCUGGCUCUGUGCUGAUCACAGAUUGACAUUUAAAAUGUGAAUUUGAUAUCUGAGGUCUCUAUUCCCUUCUAGUCAGAGAUUUACAUCCUGUGGCAUCUCAAGUGUUGCCCACAUGGAAUUCUUAGGAUCUUUAACAGCAACAACAAAAAACAAUACAUAAUCUACUGUCUCCAAUGACAUCAGUAAUGAUUUGGAAGUUUUAUUUAAUUUUCUUCUACUUCUCUCUUAAGACUUUCCCAUCUACUUCCUUACCCCUUCAUUUCCACUUCUCCCACUAAAUAAAGAAGCAAAUUACGAACAGAAAUAAAGCAUAAUUUGAGUUUUCCUCAACCUCUUUGCCAUGCUAUCUUAUAGUCCAAGUUGCUGAAAGGAUUUCCCCCUUGCAGUUAGGGGUUAUAUGUAGGAGACCUUAAUAAAACAUAACAUAAGAAAAGUUAGCUUCUUUAAAAAUAAAUUUCCUUUUAAGAAUGAUACUGAACUAGUGGCCAAAGCAAUAUAAAGACCAAAAAGUGAACAGCUACAGUACUUGGUAUCCUGUUGGACUGAUAGCUAAAUAUAUCAUGGCUUUUAUAUCUGUAUAUUUUUCAUUAUUGACUGUUUUGGACUUUAAUCAAAAAUAUAUUGUAGUUGUUAAUAUUGAAAAUGGCGUUAUGUAGAAACAUCUGAAUGUUAUAUUCUAGGAAGCAAUAAAUUGUAACUGAAAUGAAUGCUUGUAUAUACUAAAAUAGCCAUAAAACAUUUGUCUUCUCUUAAACAGCUUAAUUAUUUGACAAUUAUAACUUCCUCAGACAUAGAACUAUAAUCACUGUGCUAGACGAAGAAGAAAGAUUCAAAACAACACUGAUACAAUAUAUGAACAGUGCCUGAAGGUGUCAGUGGUGUUUAGUACUCUGUGUUUAGCUGUGUUUAAUGCUACAAAAGUGCAAUAUUAGACACUGUAAUUCAGUUAGGUAGUACAGUUGCAUCACCUAACUCCAAAGAGGAAACCAGGUUUGAUUAAACUAAUUGCACAUAUUUCAUUAAGUAACUCCUGUCUUUUGCUUGAAUGCAAACCUAUGUGGCUGCUAGUGGCUGCUAUUUUUAUUUACUUAGCAUUAUUUUUCAUCAUCAUAUACCUUGAAUGGAGAGCCAAAUAAUUCCCCUCCUCAGCCAACCAGAGAAUGGCCAACCUUUUAACUUCAGUAGGAAGAGGAAGUUCAUAAUUUAGGUGAAAACUAGUGACUCCUGGCACUUAAGAUCAGAAAAUAGAAUUCUUAAUACUUGAGAUGCCUUAAGAUACUGUCUACCCACAGCUUUGAAAGCCUUACAAGGUAAACAGUUACACUAACAGUAAUAUGUGUAUUAACGUGUUGUUUUUUGUAGAAUUGUUAACAUUUGAUAAUAAAACUCUCCUUCCUGACUAAUCUCAA